Drosophila melanogaster (fruit fly) is the source of this 2057-nucleotide messenger RNA. RefSeq lists its product as uncharacterized. The record is from RefSeq and is marked reviewed. The transcript has a single exon. The coding region runs from base 142 to 933 and encodes 263 amino acids. NCBI's taxonomy places the organism in Eukaryota, Metazoa, Arthropoda, Insecta, Diptera, Drosophilidae.
GUAUUCUCCAGAGGUCAUCUCUAAUAAAGCAGGAAAGUUGAUACGAAUCGUUUCGUUUUCCGCUCAUUGUUGUGAAAUAAAUUUGGAACAGAAGAAUAGAGCCACACAUAUUCAAAGCUCAGUAUCCAUAGGGACGUAGUUAUGGAGAGUAAUAGUAGUGAAAUGGAAGGUAACGGCGGAAAAAUCGCAGAAACUGCACCCACAAAUGACUCAUCACCUUCACUGAACAUUUUAUGUGCAAUUUGCAACGAGUUUUUCCGGGCCAACGACAUAAUUUUCUCAACUUCACGGUGCGGUCAUGUAUUCCACAAGGACUGCCUCACCCGAUGGCUGAAUAGGUCCAGGACCUGCCCCCAAUGCAGAGACCCAUGCGACCGACGACGCGUGCACCGAUUGUACCUAAACUUCGCCGAGGCCCCGGAGUUCGAUGACACCGAAUUGCCCAAGGUGGCCAUGGAUUGGGUGCCCAUUGAUCUGGACAGAGACAGCUUACCGGAUGCCCACCUGCCGCCCGAGGGAGCUGUGCAGUGUGGCACCAACGAAGACGGACUGCCCACGUAUGUGGCCAGAGGAUAUUACCACGACGAUCUCCUGCCUGCUCCUUAUGUACCGGAAAAGAAGGCUGCCUUCGGUUCGCACAGCUGUAGCGCCCGAACUCUGACCGAUGAUGUCGAGAUCCUGGUGCUCAACGACUGUGACUACAAGUGGGUGCCCGGACAGCAUGGAACAUAUCCGCGGGAUGCUCUGAACACGGGCUACUCCGAGCUGGGUGAGGUCACCUACACGGGUCGUGGUCUUUACCAGGGUAUCCUGCGUCUGGGCAAGGUGCAUCCUUCCCACAAGGUCAUGUACAUCCCGCAUCAUGGUCAAGAGGUGAGCGUAAACACCUACGAAGUCCUGGUGGUCACCCCACGUGACCAGGCAGAUCGAUGAUGCUGCUGAUAUCUUAAAUCUCUUAUGCCUUAUUGUAUGAAUCUGUGUUAUAAAUACAUAUGUACGUCUUAUUCUAUUUUUGAAAAAAAUCGGAUCUAUUAUUUCUGUACUUGUUUUAAAUUCGCUUAUCAGUAAGCCAAGAUUUGUCCCCAAUUUCUUUAAUCAAGCGAAAAAUUGAUAACUUUGUUUUGACUGCCAGCAAAUUAUGUACAAAUAAAAGUCCCCAUAUACAUAUGUAUAAGUUAGUCUGCUAUUUGCUGCCCUCAAGUAUGCAAUUCUUUAUAAUAGUUUGGAAAGUGAAGAUGUUUGUGACUAGACACGGGUUUAAAAAUAUUUUGACCUUGACUUGAUCAAUGCCUACGAUAAACGGAAAUCUUGGUUUUUUGUAUAUUGUAUCUAAAACGGACCAACUGUCUUCAAAAUGGCAAGAUUAAUAAAAACUGCGGUCUUAAAGCUUUCUUACUAUCGCUUUUGUAAAGUAUGCACAACCGAGAGUUGCCCACAGAAGUUCUGGAAAGUGGAAACGCAGAAGACGAGGGGAGUCACCCACAAGGAUUCGGAAAAUACAUUCAUCCAAUCAGGUGAUGUAAAUACGGAGGUAAGACUAUGACAUUCUGCUGGUGAUUUCAAAAGUUUUCAAAAGAAUUUGUUUUAAUGUUUGAUUAAUGAUAAUGCAAUUUUUUUGUUUUAUUAAAAAUGUGUUAGACGCUAUUUAUAUGCUGAUUAGUGUUUUGAACCUACGCAUGUUGCGAACAUAUUGAUUAUACCUAAACAAAGAGGUUUAAGUAUCUAUAUAAGACUACUCGUAUAACUCUACAAUUCAUGUUUUUCUCUGCACUCCGGCUUGGCUUUGUUGUUCCAACAGAGGGCCUCACAAAAUUUGCUUUAAAAAUACGUAAGCUUGUAUAAUUCGUUUAAUAAAUCGGCUGAACCUGCACUAUAACAUGACAUUUAAUAUAUAAGUAUAUAUUUAGCUAAAAAUACAAAUUUUUAUAUGUUCAACAUGCUUUUAACAUUUCACCAACAGGCGUUUUACUUUUCAAUAGAAAUAGGAUUAUUUUUGUUUUUUCAUUGACUUUGUACUUAGUUUCUAAGCAAUUUGUAUAUAUAAAUAUAAAAAUGAG